Messenger RNA from Scylla paramamosain (green mud crab), 1175 nucleotides. It is a transcript of the gene l(1)10Bb, whose product is annotated as protein BUD31 homolog. The transcript has 4 exons. Gene Ontology annotation, biological process: mRNA splicing, via spliceosome. Gene Ontology annotation, cellular component: nucleus; spliceosomal complex. Bases 188 to 622 code for a protein of 144 amino acids. Lineage: Eukaryota; Metazoa; Arthropoda; Malacostraca; Decapoda; Portunidae. The record is from RefSeq and is a predicted model, not a curated record.
UUUACAUCAAGAUCAAGAUCUUGUAAACAAGACUUUUCUUAACAGAACGUUGGAAAGGUAAUCUCUAGAAACAGGCUAAUCCGAUCCACUGCUGUUGUAGAGUAGUACAUCUGCGUGUGGUAUUUCUCCAGUUGGAGUAACUUCCCUGCCUAACAUCACCGGGGACCGCCACUGUUUUAGCGACCUCAUGCCCAAGGUUCGGCGCAGCAGGAAGCCUCCUCCUGAAGGGUGGGAGCUGAUCGAGCCCACCCUGGAGGAGCUGGACCAAAAGAUGCGCGAAGCGGAGACAGAAUCCCAUGAGGGGAAGAGGAAAGUGGAGUCCCUGUGGCCAAUAUUUCGCAUCCACCACCAGCGGUCCCGAUACAUCUAUGACCUCUUCUAUCGUCGUAAAGCCAUCUCCAGAGAAUUGUAUGAAUAUUGUUUGAAAGAAAAAAUUGCAGAUCAAAACCUUAUUGCUAAGUGGAGGAAACAAGGAUAUGAGAACCUGUGCUGCCUGCGAUGUAUACAGUCAAGGGACACAAACUUUGGCACCAAUUGUGUUUGCAGGGUUCCCAAGAGCAAACUAGAGGAGGGCAAGAUUGUAGAAUGUGUGCACUGUGGAUGUCGUGGGUGCUCAGGGUAAACGCAUGGGUUCUCAGAUGUUUAGUUACUCACUUAGUUAAUAAUGUAAUACAUUUCUUUGUAAGAGAAUUUUCAGUUAUUUCUGUGUACAUCUUUCAUUAUAUGCAAGAUAUAUGACCAGAAAUAUAGGAAUAUUAAAAAUACUACACUAUUUUUCAUUUAUAUACAGUUUGAUUUAGCAACAAAAAUAUUAAACAAUAAAUUAGGCAACAUGAUAUAACAGAUAGUUAUAAUGAAAAUAUACAGCUCCUGGUAGCACCUGGCCAGGCAUUGUGGCUAAUAGGUGGAGGUGCUGGGUCUGCUAGUAAGUUGCAGGUGUAUUAACAAAGGUAUUUUAAGAUUACAUAUUUCAAGUGAACAUGUUUAAAUUUAGCAUAUGUAUGAUGUACUCGUAAUUUGAAAUAGCUUUAUUUAGAGUAUCUUUGAAUGUAACAAUGCUCACCAGAUAAUUGUCUAUGCAGUCAAUAAACAUUUGCUAUAAAGUAUGAAUUUAUAUUACAUCAACAGUGUAUUCUGUAAGUUUAUAAUCUUAGAAUAAUAAAACACUCUGAAGA